AUGGAUAAAGAGAAAAUUCGAGCUAUUAAAGAAUGGCCUACAACAAAAACAGUAACAAAAGUCAGAAGUUUUUAUGUGUUGGCAACAUUUUUCAAGCAUUUUAUCAAAAAUUUUAGUAGUAUUGCAGCGCCUAUUACAGAGUGUCCAAAGAAGGGGAAGUUCCAGUGGAGCGAAAAAGUUACAACCAGUUUUGCUGUGCUAAAUGAGAAGCUAUGUACUGCUCCUGUUUUAGCAUUACCAAAUUUUAAUACAUUAUUUGAAGUUGAAUGUGACACUAAUGGAGUUGGGAUAAGAGCUGCUCUUUCACAAAAGAAGAAACCAGUAGCUUAUUUCAGUGAGAAGCUCAAUGAUGUGAGGCAUAAAAAGACCACGUAUGACAAAGAAUUUUAUUCUGUAUUGCAUGCUUUGAAGAAUUAG
Messenger RNA from Theobroma cacao (cacao), 417 nucleotides. NCBI's taxonomy places the organism in Eukaryota, Viridiplantae, Streptophyta, Magnoliopsida, Malvales, Malvaceae. The record is from RefSeq and is a predicted model, not a curated record.